GUCUGAACAGCUCAACUUAGACACAUGCUUCCCCUCCAAGUGCCAAGCCUAUUGACCCACCGAUUGGGAAGCUCCCCUGUUGGCGGUUGGUGGUGGCUUGCGCGGAUUGGCCGCCUCAUGGUCAUCGGCGGGUCUCGGCAGCGAUCCUUGUGGACACUUUCUUGAACCUGGCGACGUCUCAAACUUGGGAUGUUGAGCUUACCAAAUGCCAACCAAAUCAGCCUGUCCAGACGUGCCAUCGCCGUCCGUCUCUUACGUACCUUUUACCAAUUCAUGCUCCUUCGCUUCCCUUGAGCCUGAGAGUCCUGAGCCCUGCCGUGACCUCUGAGUUGAACUGAGCUUCCCCAACCCUCGUCCGCGCCGGGGCCAAGCCCGCUGUCGCUGUCCAACAGACGCCGCCAUGCUGUCAGAAGUUGUCGCGAGCUCCCUCGUGGAACUUGCCAAACGAGAGGAAGAAGACCCCGCCGGCUCCGACCCGCCCCACCAGGAGAAAUACUCAUCAUGGGCCAUAUUUAUUCUGCUGUCGCUACUCAUUGUGUCGUUCUGCACGAGCUACACUCUACAACAGAGAAAGAUCACAGCUAUUCAUGAAACUGUCGUAUCCAUCUUCGGCGGCAUGACCAUCGGUCUCAUCCUCCGCGUAUCUGGCUUCGAUUCCGUCCGAGACUUGGUCAACUUUAACUACCAAUACUUCUUCAACCUGCUCCUUCCCCCGAUUAUUCUCUCGUCCGGUUACGAACUCCACCAAGCCAACUUUUUUCGAAAUAUAGGAACAAUCUUGAGUUUUGCUUUUGCGGGAACACUCAUCUCGGCCGUUGUGAUUGGCGUCUUGCUCUUCUUUUACACUGCAAUCUCUCCCGAGGGGCUGGAUGUGUCGUGGACCGAUGCCAUCGCCGUCGGCGCAACGCUUUCUGCCACAGAUCCGGUCACUAUUUUGGCAAUCUUCAACUCGUACAAGGUUGACCCGAAGCUGUACACCAUCAUCUUCGGCGAGUCUAUUCUGAACGAUGCCGUGGCCAUUGUUAUUUUCGAGGCUUCCCAGGCUAAGCAUUCUUCCGGGUCAGGGGGUAUUGGCAUCUUCAGCAUCCUGCAUGGAAUCUGGUACUUCUUGAAAGAGUUCUUUGGCAGUUUGGCGAUUGGCUGCAUUGUGGGCGUAAUGACUGCUCUCGCCUUGAAGUACACCUAUGUCAGACGGUAUCCAGCCAUCGAGAGUUGCUUGGUUGUGCUCAUUGCUUAUGCCAGCUACUUUUUCUCUCAAGCUAUUGAGAUGUCUGGAAUUGUAUCGCUUCUCUUCUGCGGCAUCACGCUCAAGCACUACGCUUACUUCAACAUGUCCCGCCGAACGCAGCUGACGACCAAGUACCUGUUCCAAGUUCUCGCUCACCUGUCUGAAAACUUCAUCUUUAUCUACCUAGGCCUGGCCCUCUUCACGGAGAAGAACCUCGUCUUUCAGCCCCUGUUGAUCAUUGUCACGGUUGUUUCCGUCUGUGCGGCAAGAUGGCUCGCUGUCUUCCCGCUUUCUCGAGCGAUCAACUGGUUCCGCCGAUAUAGAGCCGCCCGACGUGGUGGCGAAGCCGAUGAGUUGCCCUACAGCUACCAAGCCAUGCUCUUCUGGGCCGGUCUUCGUGGAGCCGUCGGCGUCGCUCUCUCAGCCCGCUUUACCGCGAAGGAAACCCAAGCUCUGCAAGCGACCGUCCUUGUUGUAGUGGUGCUGACCGUCAUCAUCUUUGGCGGCACUACAGCCCGCAUGCUCGAGAUAUUAGGAAUCCGCACUGGGGUAACAGAGGAUGCGGAUUCCGAUGACGAGUUUGAUAUCGAGGCUAUUGGAGGCGGACUUUACAAACGACCGGACAAUAGUGGGAUAGGAUACAAUCCCAGAAGUCGGAGCCGCGGGUCGGCCGUUGCAUUGGAUAACGUUGGCGGUAAUAACAGCAACGGUGCGGGCUGGACAUCAGGAAACAGGAGGAAACCCAGCCAUGGGAGAAAGGGACACAACUCCAAGGACAGCAACGACUUUGAGAGGUCAGAGUUGUUGGGUGUCAACAAUGGGGGGAGCAGUAACACUGACUCUGAGUUUGGGAGCGACAUUGACAUCUCAGACUUGCCACCACCGGCGCCGAGGAGGAGGUCGAGCCCUAUGCCAGGAGGGGAUAUCCCACCAGCUUCGACUGCGGCCACAACCCUUGGCUCUGGCCAGAACAGCGAGAGUGGGAAUCAUUCCACGCCACUAACAGCGUCUGCUGCGAUUAGACAACUGUUCAGAACAGACGACCCAUCUGCCCUGUUUAGACAGUUGGACGAAGACUACAUCAAGCCAACGCUGUUGCUAGAUGGGAGUCAUGGUAGAGGAGGCAGUGGUGGUGGAGGCUCGCAUUAGAUGUUGUUUUUCUUUCUGGUCAGGUCAAGCCCUGAAUUUUGGCUCGGUGCAUAUAGGAGGGAUAUCUUUUGGCAAAAGGAUGCCAGGCGGGGAGGCAUAUACCGGCGGCGUUUGUUCGUUUUUCUUUCUGCUGUUACUAUGAUUAGAUGUCUUGUUCUGUUUAGCUGGGAAACGCUGGCGUGUUUGGCUGGCUGGCUAUUGACUUUCUCGGUGCGAACUUGAGGAAGGGAAUAAAAUGUUUGGAUCAUUGUUAGUCCCAUCUCAGUACCUG
Molecule: messenger RNA, 2648 nt
Organism: Podospora pseudocomata
Lineage: Eukaryota; Fungi; Ascomycota; Sordariomycetes; Sordariales; Podosporaceae
Gene: NHX1
Product: monovalent cation:H+ antiporter, CPA1 (nhx1)
Exons: 5
Coding region: 401-2377 (658 amino acids)
Biological process (GO): potassium ion transmembrane transport; vacuolar acidification; proton transmembrane transport
Cellular component (GO): late endosome; early endosome; fungal-type vacuole membrane
Molecular function (GO): sodium:proton antiporter activity; potassium:proton antiporter activity
Source: RefSeq, a predicted model, not a curated record